Messenger RNA from Acanthamoeba castellanii str. Neff, 609 nucleotides. RefSeq lists its product as uncharacterized. The record is from RefSeq and is a predicted model, not a curated record. Bases 1 to 609 code for a protein of 202 amino acids. The transcript has a single exon. Lineage: Eukaryota; Discosea; Longamoebia; Acanthamoebidae.
AUGCUGGCCAUGCCCCCAACCGCCGCAUUUCAGAUGAGCGUGCCGUUGGACGAGUUCCCAGUGCUGCCCUUUACAGUCGCCAUCGUGGAAUCGGCCCGCGUUGUGCUGGCCAGCCUGCGCCCGCUCGACACCGGUCCGGCUUCCAAGCAUCAGACGAACCGGGUCGUGAGCAUGUGCGUGCACUUGGGCUGGGACCUGGUUCGAUGGAAACCGACGCUGGAGGCCGUGGUGAUCGAGAUCAAGACCAUGACAACGCUGCGGGGCGUGACGCGGCUCUUUGUGGCCGCCAGCGCUAAAGCCACCGCGGACGGGGUGUACCUGGUGGCCAACCUGCCCGGCGGCACCGAGAUGGGCUGCGACCGGGUCAAGUGGCCACCACGCUGCCAGAUCUCGGCGCGCCAGGCGGUGACGGAGAUGGCCGUGUGUGCGCUGAGGGACUUCCUCGUGGGCUCGCCGUUCUCGACCUUCACCGGUGUGAUCGCCGCGCAGCGCGAGCGCAUUCAGCGGAAGGACUCGGCCCACCGGUGCCUGCUGUCCUACGCCGGCCCAGCGCCCCGCUCACCCCCUCACUUUCUGGCCUUGACUGUACAUAACGACAAGUACACCUGA